Molecule: messenger RNA, 2773 nt
Organism: Polypterus senegalus (gray bichir)
Lineage: Eukaryota; Metazoa; Chordata; Cladistia; Polypteriformes; Polypteridae
Product: neutral cholesterol ester hydrolase 1-like
Exons: 5
Coding region: 62-1288 (408 amino acids)
Cellular component (GO): membrane
Molecular function (GO): carboxylic ester hydrolase activity
Source: RefSeq, a predicted model, not a curated record
AUUAAAGCCGUUCCCCUUCUGUCAAUUGUGCUGCACCGACUCAUCAGGUUCACUUGUAGUCAUGAAGCUAGCUGUGGGUUUGUGUUUGCUCCUGACUCUGCUGUCGGCCUAUUAUAUCUACAUUCCACUGCCCAGCACAGUCUCCGAGCCAUGGAAGCUAAUGCUGCUGGAUGCCACUUUCCGAGGUGUUCAGCAUCUGGGUCACCUUGCCCAUCACCUGGGACUAAGCCAUUAUAUAACGGUGCUGAAUUUUGCAGUGAUGUCAUUUGAAAUCUUGGCUCCAUUGUCCAGUGAAAGUGUUCGAGUUUCAGAUGUGAUGUUUGACAAAGUUCUGGUGCGGGUGUUUGAAACCACCAAGCUUCCAAGCGAGGAUCUGAAGCGCAGUGUCAUUUACAUACACGGUGGAGGAUGGGCAUUGGGCAGUGCAAGGAUGAGGUCCUAUGAUCAUUUGUGCAGAAAAAUGGCUGAAGACAUGAAUGCUGUUAUUGUGUCUGUGGAAUACCGACUGGCCCCAGAUGUUCAUUUCCCUGAACAGUACAAUGAUGUAUACGUUGCCACCAAAUACUUUCUACAUCCAGACGUUUUGGCCAGGUAUUCUGUGGAUCCUGACAGGGUGGCUAUUUCUGGAGACAGUGCUGGAGGCAACCUUGCAGCUGCUGCUUGUCAACAGCUGGCUUUGGACCACAGCGUUUCCAAUAAACUUAAGCUUCAGGCAUUAAUAUAUCCGGUUCUCCAAGCUCUGGAUUUUAACACGCCUUCCUAUCAGCAAAACAGAGACGUGCCUAUACUUUAUCGGCCUCUGAUGGCGCGAUUUUGGCUGGAAUACCUGAAUGGGGAUAUUGGUUUCAUUCAGCCUUUGCUAGUGAACAACCACUCUGCCUUAGAGCUCAGUCAAGCCACAGUGAGCCGUGCUAAGCUCAACUGGACCUCUCUUCUGCCUUCUAACUUCAAAAAAAAUUACAAGCCUGUAGUUCAGACCAUUGGAACUCCUAGAGUCCUUGAGGAAGUACCAGCAUUUCUAGAUGUGAGAGCUGCUCCACUUCUAGCUGACAAAGGUGUUCUGCAAUUGCUUCCGAAAACAUACAUCAUGACCUGUGAACAUGACGUCUUAAGAGAUGAUGGAACUAUGUAUGUCAAGCGUCUGGAAGAAGCUGGAGUACAAGUGACCCAUGACCAUUACGACGAUGGAUUUCAUGGCUGCAUGAUUUUUGGUAUCUGGCCAACGUAUUUCUCAGUUGGUGUUCGAACCAUGACCAAUUACAUAAAGUGGCUUGAUCUGAAUUUAUAGAUAUUUCAGUGCUUGACAUAUUUCAGGUUGUCGGCGGCACACACAGUCACAUUUGUAUGUCAUGCAACAUAGCAAUGCAAGUUUAUCUCAUCUAAAAAGACAUUUUUUAAGGUUUCGACUAACCUUGGUUGUUAACUUUGUCUCGAGUCUUUUAUGUUCUUAGUAAGAGCUGAGAGUUCCAAUAGAGCAUUUAACAAGUUAUCAUUUAUUUGAACAAUGAAUGUAAUCCAGGAGUUUGUAGCCUUAGUUUAAAAGUAUUUUUAUACACUUAAUUCAUUCAGCAAUCAUAGGUUUAUGUAUGAAGUUGCACAUUUUUGACAAGUAUAUUCAGUAUGUUUCAGAUUGGUUAACAAGUAUAAGAUUCAACCUUUGAGAAGUAGUUGAAUAUUGAGAAUCAACAUUUCGAUUGUUGGAAAUAUCAUAUUAUUCAAUCAUUUGGGUUAUGGUAGCAACACAAACAAUUUUGAUCAAUUAAAUUAAUAAUAACAUGCAAUUAUCAAAAUCAACAGGUUGACAGUUUUAUCCAUUGUUUUUGUAUAGCAAUAGAGAAUUUAUUUCCAUUAUGUGCAUGUUUAUUUUAAUCAGUUUUUAAGUAUUGUUAAACGGUAAUGUGCAUGGUGAUAUUUAGAGCAGAUAUCCUUUCCAGAUAUUGCUCCCAGGGACUUCUGUGAAUUCUCAGUUAAAUGACAUAUCAGAAGUAAAGCAUAAAGCCAAAGGUUUUUUGAAUUUAUUUUGUAAAAAAAGCUGCUUUGAAAGUAAUUGCACAGAGUAUUCGUCACUGGAUGUAUUAAGAAAAUUAAGAGAGGCGUGAAAAUGCAUUUUAUCCUGUAUAUUCCCAUCAUUAUUAUGUACAAGUAAUUUUGAGUUUGUUGUUAGCUUAGUGGACUGUGCUCCACUGGUUCAAGCAGAUACAACAGAGAGCCCAGCAGGACUGAGUGCGAGUGUUAUUAAAACGGGAGGAAGACGUUCGGUGGAGAGGCUGCAGACAUCUCAAUGGUAAACUUGACCGAAAGUUUCUUUGCUGCUGAUUAUUACUAAGCUGCUUUGCAUAUUUCACUAAUAUGUACUUUUCUCAAAAUGUUUGUUUGUUUGUUUGUUUGUUCUGUUAAGUGUGUACUGUAUAUCAUUAUUAUUAAGUACUACAGUUACUUGAUUAUUUUGACUUUUAUUGCAAAAACUAUUAGUGAAGGACCUUCCAUGUCAGAUAUUUGUCAUUUUCAUUUUCCAGACUACAGAUGUGCUGCAUCUGCCCAAAAAGUGAAAAGUGUAUCCGAGGAUUGUUUUCCAAUAAUGUUUUAACACAAAUCGACUGUGGAACAGUUUUUUUUUUUUUAAUUUUUUUUUAGGGAAGAUGCAUAAAAGUUACAUUUGUGUACUUUAUAUUUUGUUGACAUUUGUAUGUAGUUUACAGUAACCACUUUUGUCAUGUAUGUCUCUGUUUUAAUGUUAGUGACUUUGUCUUUAACAUUAAAAUGAAAAAAGGGA